Messenger RNA from Cylicostephanus goldi, 1109 nucleotides. NCBI's taxonomy places the organism in Eukaryota, Metazoa, Nematoda, Chromadorea, Rhabditida, Strongylidae. The record is from the annotation of a GenBank genome assembly.
AUGGUUGACGAACUGUCAGUCGGCGAAGACACAUCUGUUGGUGAAGAACAGUAUGCUGGCGACGGCAACGUGUUUGCCGGAGCGACGAUCACUGAAGCUCAAUCCUACGAUAUUGCUGUUCAUGCAGCAGCAUGGCCGAUGGACAGAAGAACAAAUAGUGGAAAAGAAGGCGAUCUUCCAGGAACCACUGAUGAUCAUCCUCGGCGAGGAUCGCGUGGCUCCAUCCUCAGUGGAAAAGCGAAUGUUGAGCCGGAGGGAGCCACGCCGACAAUAUCUGCCCAUCACUUGGCUCAGCUCAAUUUGUCAACGAGUUUUGAAUGUGACUCCGAUGACUCUUCCACUUCCGAUAUCUGUGACGAUUCGCCCUCAAGUUCAAGCAGAAGUAGGACUCGUGGUCGAUGCCAGUUUGGUUUGGCCAUGAAACCCGAGGAGGGAAAUCGCAACGAACACAGACGACACACUUUGUGCGCAAGUGAGCAAAUCUUGUCGCCGGAUGUUAUGGCUAAUCUGCCCAUAGGUUCACCAUUACACCAGGCUGCAUUGAAUCACACGGCCUUAAAUGACAUGGCGUUGCAUUCGGGCGAGACUCCUUUAAUGGCCUCUCCACAGCUCCCUAUAUUUCCUGGGCUACCACUGCUGCCAAUUUUGGACUACACGAGAAUGCUACCCGUACCUAGCAGUGAACGACGUGCUUCCGCGGGCGAGAAUCUGUUGAAUCCUGGUGCUAUAGAAACUUUGAAUCAUCUUGUUCAACCUGCCCAGCCGUCCGCUGCUGUUCCGAGAUAUUCGGAUUAUGUCGACAUUUACAGUUAUCUUAGUAAAUACUCUGGCAAGAGAAACACCGUGCACGGUGCAUCAUCACCGUUUGGACCAUCAUCACCGGUCCCUCGGCAUAGUCCGUAUACGAAAGCAUCGUCAACGGAGAGACGUAGCAGUUGGGCAUCUCCGGCAAUUACUGCGCAACAACAUCAGCAGUUGGAGCGAUUAUAUCGUCAAGCUAUAUCUGGUCAGUGUGCAGAAUCUUUACAGAUUUUUCCCUAUCUUAUUUUUCUUCCUCUCUACGUUUCACAAUAUAUUAUACCGACAUAUCCGUCAUCUUUCUCAUGAAA